AUGGUUCAGAUCCAAGCUGCGUCUGCGGCGCCGCUGCUGUUGGCCUUUUCCAGCUUGCUGUGCGGGGGGCUCUCUACACCGGUUCAUCCAGGCAGAAAAGUCCCCAAGCUCGGCGCGGUAGCUUCAGAGGCCGGAAUCUGUAGCAGGAUUGGAACCAGGCUGCUCGAGGAUGGCGGCAACGCGGUCGACGCCGUGGUCGGAACCGUCUUCUGCAUCGGCACUGUCGCCAUGUACCACAGCGGGAUCGGCGGCGGCGGCUUCAUGUUGCUCAGGACCAGCAACGGCACGUACGAGUUUGUCGACUUUCGCGAGACCGCGCCCGCCGCUGCGUUCGAGGACAUGUACAAGAACAAUACCCAGGCCAGCAUCCUUGGCGGGCUCGCGAGCGGUGUCCCCGGAGAGCUCAGGGCCACCGAGUACGUCCACAAAAAGUACGGCAAGCUCAGGUGGGCAGAAGUCAUUCGCCCGUCGAUCAAGCUCGCCAGGCACGGAUUCGCCGUCACGCAGGAUCUCGUCAAGUACAUGAACAGCGUGACGCCAAACAACAAGUUCUUGACCGAAGACCCAACCUGGGCCAUCGACUUCGCCCCGAACGGGCACCUCGUCCAGCUCGGCGAGACCAUGACGCGAAAGCGCUACGCCGACACGCUUGAGACGAUUGCGCAGCACGGCGCGGACGCCUUUUACACCGGCCCGAUCGCGAGGGCCACCAUCGCCGCGCUGCAGAAAGCAAACGGCACCAUGACGAUGGAGGAUCUCAAGAACUACACUGUUGCGCAUCGCGAACCGCUUUCCAUCAAGUAUCGCGGGUUCACUCUGACGAGCACCAACGCCCCGUCGGGCGGCGUCGUUGCGCUCAGCGCACUCAACACAGUCAGCGGCUACGAUGGCUUCGGAGACCCGGCGCAGAUCAAUCUGACUACGCAUCGGCUCGACGAGGCUAUUCGUUGGGCGUACGGCCAGCGCACGGAGAUUGGCGAUCCUUCGUUCGUGGACGGCAUGUCCGACUAUACGAAAAGCAUGAUCUCCGCCGAGACGGGCGCCACCAUUCGCUCCAAGAUUGUCGACGUGCGAACGCAGAAUGUGUCAUACUAUGAUCCUAAGGGUCUCGAGUCUCUCGAAACACCUGGCACGUCACACAUCGUGGCGGCUGACGCGACCGGGCUUUCCAUCAGCAUGACGACGACGGUCAACCUGCUUUUCGGCUCGCAGCUCAUGGUGCCUGAGACGGGCGUCAUCAUGAACAACGAGAUGAACGACUUUAGCAUCCCCGGCGUGAGCAACAGUUUCGGAUACAUCCCCAGCCCCGCCAACUUUGUGCGCCCCGGCAAGCGGCCGCUGUCCUCCAUCUCGCCCAUCAUUGUCGAGAAAAACGGCAAGCUGUAUCUCGCGGUCGGAUCUGCCGGCGGCAGCCGCAUCACGACUGCGACGAUUCAAAACGUGCACCACGUGCUGGACCAGAACAUGACCAUCGCAGAGGCGCUCGCCGAGCCGCGGCUGCACGACCAGCUCAGCCCUGAUGUCGUGUCUUUCGAGUAUGCGUACGAUAAUUCGACCGUGGCGUACAUGAAGUCGCUCGGCCACAACGUGACGUGGGUUGCCCCGGGGCAGAGCACCGCUCAAGGGCUGCGCCUGUUGCCGAACGGUACUUUUGAGGCUGCGGGUGAGCCGCGACAGUAUGCUUCUGGAGGUUACGCAGUGUAA
Molecule: messenger RNA, 1704 nt
Organism: Purpureocillium lilacinum
Lineage: Eukaryota; Fungi; Ascomycota; Sordariomycetes; Hypocreales; Ophiocordycipitaceae
Biological process (GO): glutathione catabolic process
Cellular component (GO): plasma membrane
Molecular function (GO): glutathione gamma-glutamate hydrolase
Source: RefSeq, a predicted model, not a curated record